Messenger RNA from Nannospalax galili (Upper Galilee mountains blind mole rat), 3060 nucleotides. It is a transcript of the gene Kcnip4, whose product is annotated as potassium voltage-gated channel interacting protein 4. Gene Ontology annotation, biological process: regulation of potassium ion transmembrane transport. Gene Ontology annotation, molecular function: calcium ion binding; potassium channel regulator activity. The record is from RefSeq and is a predicted model, not a curated record. NCBI's taxonomy places the organism in Eukaryota, Metazoa, Chordata, Mammalia, Rodentia, Spalacidae. Gene Ontology annotation, cellular component: voltage-gated potassium channel complex.
GUUUCCUCUACGCUCAGAACAGCACCAAGCGCAGCAUUAAAGAGCGGCUCAUGAAGCUCUUGCCCUGUUCAGCUGCCAAAACGUCGUCUCCUGCUAUCCAAAACAGUGUGGAAGAUGAACUGGAGAUGGCCACUGUCAGGCACCGGCCUGAGGCUCUGGAGCUGCUGGAAGCCCAGAGCAAAUUCACCAAGAAAGAGCUGCAGAUUCUUUACAGAGGAUUUAAGAAUGAGUGUCCCAGUGGUGUUGUUAAUGAAGAAACCUUCAAAGAGAUAUAUUCUCAGUUCUUUCCACAGGGAGACUCGACAACAUAUGCACAUUUUCUGUUCAAUGCAUUUGAUACAGACCACAAUGGAGCUGUGAGCUUUGAGGAUUUCAUCAAAGGUCUUUCCAUUUUGCUCCGAGGGACAGUACAAGAAAAACUCAACUGGGCAUUUAAUCUGUACGACAUAAAUAAGGAUGGCUACAUCAGUAAAGAAGAAAUGCUGGACAUAAUGAAAGCAAUAUACGACAUGAUGGGAAAAUGCACAUACCCUGUCCUCAAGGAAGAUGCUCCCCGACAACACGUGGAGACGUUUUUCCAGAAAAUGGACAAAAAUAAAGAUGGGGUCGUUACCAUAGAUGAGUUCAUCGAAAGCUGCCAAAAGGAUGAAAACAUAAUGCGCUCCAUGCAGCUCUUCGAAAAUGUGAUCUAACUUGUCAAAUAACCCCCAUCCGAACGGACAAAUGUGAACUACUCCACCACGCUGACAAGUCGGAGCUACCAUUUCUAGCAUAGGUUGCUCAGCUUUACACUGAGGCAUAUUAUGCAAACGAGCUUUGUUUUAAUAUAAAACAAUCCCCACAAGGUUUAAGUUUUCCAGUUAUGAAUCUGCAUCUUUUCCACAAUGUCACCGAGUUCAUGAGAUGUGCUAACUCAUUUCAUACUCUGUGAAUAUUCAAAAGGAAUAGACUCUGGCAUAUAGUUUUGCUCCUUUAGCCAUGGAUUAAUAAUGAGGCUUUCACAGGUCAGUGGUUUUAAAAUACCAGUGGUUUUUCCUACUCAUUUGUAUGUAUUCGGUCCUUGGAUUUUAAAUGGUUUUCUAAACUAUUUACAUCUGCAUUUAAUUUUCAGAAAGCAAAUUAACUUUCACUUCAUUCCAUUUAUAUAACACUAAAAAAGGAAAUUUAUUACAAUUAAAAAUCCAAAAAGUACACUCCCAGUUGCUAUGGAUUCACCACCUUUUUUUAAAGACAUUAAUUUAUCUGGCAUUCUUAACAACAUUUCAAAAAUGAGUUUAUUAUCAAAUGUCAGCAGAUGCCUAUGGAAAUUUAUUUUGGUAUUUGUUAAUUUUCCACAUUAAAGCCAAGGCUUGCAUAAUGCAACUCUGGACCUAUUCCGUCUUACAGGUAGACUGUUUUGUAUUGUGUUAUGAAGUGGAAAUUUAAGGUGUCAAACAAACCAAGGAUGUUUACAGACGAGCAAAGGGUCAGGAUGUCUGUCCUCCAACACAGUAAUGCUUAUUAACAACCCUAACAGCAGUAAACACUAAGUCCAGCCCUUCCCCUCAAUGUCCUCACAAUGUUCAUUACAAGCCAUUCAGGGACAGAGACGCCUUGACUACCCCAAAGCCUACUAGGACAAACAUUAAGUAGAAUAGAUUUUGAAAGCUCCAGUGAGUCUAUCAUAUUGAAAACUGUCACUGAAACUGCAUAGAAAAUAUCAACAAUUCAUCUGCACCGUAUUAUGAUUUAGCGCAUCAUAAAAUUCCAACAAUUCAGAUUCCUUCUAGCAAUCUUAAGCCACAACUGUAAGGCCGCCACUGCAGUACUAUAGAUAUACACAUCUUCCCUGUUUUGUAGAACUAUCACAAGGACCAAGAGGCUACAGGAGGAGGAAAUUUGCAACUGUCUGCAACAAUAAAUCAGGUAUCUAUUCUGGUGUAGAGAUAGGAUGUUGGAAGCCGCCCUGCUAUCACCAGUGUAGAAAUUAAGAGUAGUACAGUACAUGUACACUGAAAUCUGCCACCGCGUGUCUGUGUCAACUCAAUGUGCACAUUUUGUAUUUCAAAAAGGAAAAAAAUAAAAGCAAAAUAAAGUGUUUAUUACUCUACUGUCUGUCAUAAAUCUUUAUAUUCUGACAAGUUUUGUAAUUACUAGAUUAAAACUAUCUUAUCUUAUAGAAUGUUCCAGAUUGUAGAUAUUUCGGGGUAGUACAGCACACAAAGAAGAAAAUCCAAAGUGAGACCAGGGCUCAGGAGGCUGCUGUAGCUGGCACGGUGGAAGGAUGUGACAAGGAACUAGAGGCCUGAGGAACGAGAGGGCCUGACAGACCAGGAAGCAAACUGCUGGAGGACGGGCAUUUCUGCAGUGCCGCUCCUCGGAAAGGCUUGUAAUCUUUCAACCGACAGCUGCAGGACGAGCUGAAAGAAAAGUGCAAAGAGGCCAACCCAGGCCCUCACGGCCCAGGCUCCCAGGGCCUAGGACGGCUGCAUCCACAUGCCAGUGCUGCCUGUCUUGUGCUUUCCAAAGUCAGGCUCCACUGCCCUGGGGCUGUGGCCACUCAGGUCCUCUAGCACUGUUCUUGUCAAGAAGACAGAUGCCUCGUUCCUAUUUUCUCCUUCUCGUCCCCUACUCCUUCCUCUUACAGAGUGACCUAGAGGAGCUUUGAGCACAUCAGAUAUCUAGGCUGUGUCUAUAAAUCAUGUUUUUGAAAAAACCAAGUAACUAUUAAAUACAAAUAAGCACUAGAAAAUCAAUGAAUUAAGAUUUAUUUUCUGAGUAUCUGUAUAUGUACAUCAGUAUUUUCAGGCUAUGAAAUGCAAAAAUAACAUUUACUUAAAUAUAAUUAAUACCUAAAGUUUAGGCAGUUUUAACAAGUUGUAAUAAACAACAUACUUUCAAUAGACUUCUCACAUUUAAAAGAUUAACCUAGACUACUCAGGAAAGAAAUAUUCCCAAGCAUUCUGCAUUAUAAAAUACAUAUUUACACAUUAGAGUUAAUAAUGAAUUCACAAAUAUUUACCUACUAUCUUAAAUUUCUUCAGUCUUGAUAAUUAAUAGUCAAAAAACACUAUAAAAUAA